AUCAUCAACAUCAUCAUCAUCCUGGCUGGGGCAAUUGCACUCAUCAUCGGCUUUGGUAUUUCAGGGCGACAUUCCAUCACCGUGACCACGUUCACCUCAGCGGGCAACAUGGGGGAGGACGGGAUCCUGAGCUGCACUUUCGAACCUGACAUCAAGCUCAGUGACAUUGUCAUCCAGUGGCAGAAGGAAGGCAUGGCGGGCUCUGUCCAUGAGUUCAGAGACGGCAGGGAUGACCUCACACACCAGCACGAGGCGUUCCGAGGCCGCACAGCGCUCUUCUCUGAUCAGGUCAUCGUGGGCAAUGCCUCUCUACGGCUCAAAAGCGUGCAGCUGACAGAUGCCGGGACCUACAAAUGUCUCAUCAUCACCUCCAAAGGCAAGGGGAACGCACACCUGGAGUACAAGACUGGAGCCUUCAGCAUGCCUGAGAUGAAUGUGGACUACAACGACAGCUCCGAAAGCCUGCGCUGUGAGGCCCCCAGGUGGUUCCCUAGGCCCACAGUGGCCUGGGCCUCCCAGCUGGACCGGGGAGCCAACUUCUCAGAAGUCUCCAACACCAGCUUUGAGCUGAACGCAGAGAAUGUGACCCUGAGGGUUGUGUCGGUGCUCUACAACGCCACCGUCAACAACACCUACUCCUGUGUCAUUGAGAACGACAUCGCUAAGGCCACUGGGGACAUCAAGGUGACAGACUCAGAGAUCAAACGGCGGAGUCAACUGCAGCUGCUGAACUCCAAGGCCUCCCUGGGUGCCGCUGCUCUCUGCCCCCUGGGCUGGGCACUCCUGUCUCUGAUGCUCAAAUAA
Molecule: messenger RNA, 804 nt
Organism: Perognathus longimembris pacificus (Pacific pocket mouse)
Lineage: Eukaryota; Metazoa; Chordata; Mammalia; Rodentia; Heteromyidae
Gene: Vtcn1
Product: V-set domain containing T cell activation inhibitor 1
Exons: 4
Source: RefSeq, a predicted model, not a curated record